AUGGGAAACAGGAAUAACACAAAUGUGUCUCAUUUCAUCCUCAUGGGAUUGACAGACUCUGAAGACAUCAGGCAGGUCCUCUUCAUGCUGUUUCUCCUGAUAUACCUGAUUACUCUUUUGGGAAAUAUGGUGAUGAUACUGAUAAUUUACCUGGAUCUCCAGCUUCACACCCCCAUGUACUUUUUCCUCAGUCAGCUCUCAUUCCUUGACCUCAGUUACUCAACAGUCAUCACACCUAAAACCAUAGAGAACGUACUGACUUCUAACAAGUGUAUUUCAUUCGGAGGCUGCUUCACCCAGAUCUCUUUUUUUGUCUUCUUGGGUGCCACUGAGUUUUUCCUUCUCUCUUCAAUGGCCUAUGACCGCUAUGUAGCUAUCUGCAACCCUCUAAACUACCCAGUUGUUAUGUCUAUGAGACUCUGCCAUGCCCUUAUCACUGGUUCCUAUAUGAUUGGCUUUAUUAACUCCUUGAUCAAUGGUCUUUUCAUGAGCAGUUUGCAUUUUUGCAACUCCAAUGCAAUCUACCAUUUUUUCUGUGACACAAUCCCAAUUUUAGCCCUGUCCUGCACUGACACUCAUGAUACUGAAAUAAUGAUAUUCAUUCUUGGAUGCAUAACUGUAUUGGGAUCUCUUAUCACAAUCUCUGUAUCCUAUGGGUCCAUUUUGUCUACUAUCCUGAAAAUUAAUUCCACUUCAGGAAAGCACAAAGCCUUCUCUACUUGUGCCUCCCAUCUCCUGGGAGUCACCAUCUUUUAUAGCACUAUGAUAUUCACUUAUUUAAAACCAAAGAAGUCCUAUUCCUUGGGAAGGGAUCAAGUUGCUUCUGUGUUUUAUACUAUGGUGAUACCAAUGCUGAACCCACUCAUUUAUAGUCUUAGGAACAAAGAAGUGAAAAAUGCUCUCAUUAGAGUCAUGCAGAAGAGAGAGAGCUCUGGGCAAUUGAAAUGA
Messenger RNA from Choloepus didactylus (southern two-toed sloth), 948 nucleotides. RefSeq names its product olfactory receptor 8H1-like. The transcript has a single exon. The record is from RefSeq and is a predicted model, not a curated record. Gene Ontology annotation, cellular component: membrane. Gene Ontology annotation, biological process: G protein-coupled receptor signaling pathway; sensory perception of smell. Lineage: Eukaryota; Metazoa; Chordata; Mammalia; Pilosa; Megalonychidae. Gene Ontology annotation, molecular function: olfactory receptor activity; G protein-coupled receptor activity; odorant binding. Bases 1 to 948 code for a protein of 315 amino acids.